Molecule: messenger RNA, 1528 nt
Organism: Vitis riparia (riverbank grape)
Lineage: Eukaryota; Viridiplantae; Streptophyta; Magnoliopsida; Vitales; Vitaceae
Product: embryogenesis-associated protein EMB8
Exons: 8
Coding region: 45-1319 (424 amino acids)
Molecular function (GO): short-chain carboxylesterase activity; monoacylglycerol lipase activity
Source: RefSeq, a predicted model, not a curated record
GCCCACCCAUUGGAUCGGAUGAUCCGUGGGCCACAAAAAUAGCAAUGGCGAGACCCGCCUGGGGCUGUGUAACGCCACCGCUAAGCAUCUUCAGCCCCCGCUCAGGUCUGUACACUGAGCGCGUACGAACGCAGAAAAUCCACUUCAGCGUCGCUGCGAUGCUUGAUGGUGGUCAACGGCGGUACGAUCCGUCGCUGGAGGUGCUUGGAGGAGGUCUGGAUUCGUACCUCCCGGCAUUCAAAACCCUGAACCGUCCGUAUGACGCGUUUCCUGUGGUUGGAUGGAAUCGGCACGUGGAGACGAUCUUCGCAUCGUUUUUCCGGUCGGUUCCUGACGUCAGAUUGCGGCGGGAGUGUCUGAGGACGAAGGACGACGGCGCUGUCGCUCUCGAUUGGGUUUCCGGUGACGACCGUCGGCUUGGAGCCGACUCCCCGGUUCUCAUUCUACUGCCAGGUCUAACAGGAGGGAGUGAAGACAGUUAUGUGAGGCAUAUGCUGGUCAGAGCAAGAAGCAAUGGAAUGCGAGUAGUUGUGUUCAAUAGCCGUGGCUGUGCAGAUAGCCCCGUGACCACGGCUCAGCUCUAUUCAGCUUCAUUUACAGAAGAUUUGCGUCAAGUAGUGGCACAUGUUUCAAAUCGCUACCCAAAUGCAAAUUUAUAUGCUGUUGGUUGGUCUCUUGGGGCUAAUAUUCUUGUUCGGUAUUUGGGCCAGGAAUCCAAUGCUUGUCCUCUGUCUGGUGCUGUGUCUUUGUGUAAUCCUUUCAAUUUGGUUAUAGCAGAUGAGGACUUCCGUAAAGGUUUUAACAUUGUUUAUGACAAAACUCUUGCAAAUGCUCUCCGCAAAAUUUUCAAGAAGCAUAUACUCCUUUUUGAAGACAUAGGAGGUGAAUUUAAUAUUCCAUUGGCUGCCAAUGCCAAAUCUGUUAGGGAGUUUGAUGAUGGAUUAACUCGAGUUUCAUUUGGAUUCAAGUCAGUGGAUGACUACUACUCUAAUUCAAGUAGUUCAGAUUCCAUAAAACAUGUGUGCACACCUUUGCUUUGCAUCCAGGCUGCAAAUGAUCCAAUUGCUCCAUCCAGGGGAAUUCCUCGUGAAGACAUCAAGGAAAACCCGAACUGUUUGUUGAUAGUUACACCUAAAGGCGGCCACCUAGGGUGGGUUGCAGGGCCUGAAGCUCCCCGUGGAGCUCCUUGGACUGAUCCUGUAGUGAUGGACUUCCUCGAGCAUCUGGAGAGAGGAAGAUCCGAAGUUAUUGCAUCUUCUAGUGAAUCAGAUACAGUCCAGCUCUGUACAGAAGGCUUGCGCCACCUGAAGUGUGGGUAACAAAUCCAUUGCUACAUUCCAUAUUGUUGCAUUCAUAUAUAUUUGUUUCUUGGAAGAUCAAUUUUUUUAAGGCAUCAAAGUUGGAUAUAACAAGAUGACGUCAAACAAUCCUUUUUUACCCUGAAACUGCCAUUGUUGUGUAGCUGUGAACUUCAUUAUAUUAUAAGGAAACCUUCAAACUGUUAACGAGAGUUUAGCUGUGAGCUUCA